Molecule: messenger RNA, 1422 nt
Organism: Clavispora lusitaniae ATCC 42720
Lineage: Eukaryota; Fungi; Ascomycota; Pichiomycetes; Serinales; Metschnikowiaceae
Gene: MIH1
Product: putative tyrosine protein phosphatase
Biological process (GO): positive regulation of G2/M transition of mitotic cell cycle; G2/M transition of mitotic cell cycle; protein dephosphorylation
Cellular component (GO): cytoplasm; nucleus
Molecular function (GO): protein tyrosine phosphatase activity
Source: RefSeq, a predicted model, not a curated record
AUGCGCAAGCGGCGCCCUUUCAGCUCAUUGGUGAGCACCUUGGAAUUGGCAGCGGCACGAGCCACACAUCCGUUCACACAUCGGGAGAAGGACGCAAGCGAAAGCGAAAGCGACAGCGACAGAGAUACCACGUUGGAGGAUUCAGACUGCGAUCUGGAAAAGGAAAACUACCCGAUGGAUAAGUACCCCCUCGAUUGCUACGCGAAUAAAAAGUUGACGGAGCGUUCCUAUGAGGAGAAUCUUUACAGCCAACGACACUAUGAGGAAAGCGAGUAUUCGGGAAAUACCUAUGCUAGCCAUCACUACGAGGACAAACUGCACGACCUGAGCUUUGUGCCGUUGGAGGAUCUCAGUCAGGGCGAGCCGCCCACAGGCCACCUCCGGCACACGCCCAUCCGCACGUUCCAAGCGGCGCAGGAGCUGCUCCCGCGCAUCGACGCCGAAGAAAUGGCGCGCAUACUUUCGGGCGCGCGCGCCGGCUUGUUCGACGAGUACAUUGUGGUGGACUGCCGGUUCCGUUACGAAUACCAAGGCGGACACAUUGAUGGUGCCAUGCACGCACCGCUGCAGAGCGAAUUGCAGCACAUGUUCUUUGGCCGCCCUGUUCUGCGCCGCACACGCCUUCUCAUAUUCCACUGCGAGUACUCGGUGUUCAGGGCGCCCACAAUGGCCAGCCACUUGCGAAAGUUGGACCGCGCCCACAAUGCCCACCGCUACCCGUACCUCCACUAUCCAGACAUUGUAGUCUUGGAUGGCGGAUACCGGCGGUUUUUCGAGACCCACCGCAGUCUCUGCCAACCGCAGGGAUACGUGGAAAUGCGUGACAUCAAGCACCGCGCCACAUGCGAGACCCAGAUGCACCGGGUACUUCAGGCGGCCAAGCUCACGCGCGCGCGCCUGUUCCACCACCCUCCACGACGCUGUUCCCUGCAUGCGCGCCUGGCGUCAUGCAGUGCUUUUGACCCACCUUCGCCUCUUGCGCGCAAACGUUCGACCAAACUACGCCGCGCCGAUCUGUUGGCGCCGCCCGCCGCAUUGUUCCACCGCGCGCUGCUGCUGCUGGCGCUGCUUGCACUGCUGCUGCUGCUGCUCUGCUCCGAACCUUCGUCAUUCGCGUUUCUGUCGAGCGACCUGCUCAUCGAGUCAGUGGCUACGCCGACCGGAGACACAGAUCUAUUUGAUGGGAAAUCAGAUUUGGAACGAAGUUUCACAUUCCCCAGCAGGCCGCGGCUUGCCUUAGGCGGGCUAAGUGCGUUUUCAUCGCCCCCCGUGAGCUCGCCGCUUACAGGCGCGCCUGACGAUAUUAGCGAUGCACCGCUCGAAUUGCGCGAUGUGCGCACUCGCGACCGCCGCGCUUAUUCGUCUUUAGGCGCACUGCCUUUUGCGACCUUCAUUGACGAAGUUGACGAAGAGGGCGACUAG